This is a messenger RNA of Fimicolochytrium jonesii, 1175 nucleotides long. RefSeq lists its product as uncharacterized. The record is from RefSeq and is a predicted model, not a curated record. The transcript has a single exon. The coding region runs from base 136 to 1068 and encodes 310 amino acids. Gene Ontology annotation, cellular component: SNARE complex; plasma membrane. Gene Ontology annotation, molecular function: syntaxin binding; SNAP receptor activity. Gene Ontology annotation, biological process: vesicle fusion; exocytosis. Lineage: Eukaryota; Fungi; Chytridiomycota; Chytridiomycetes; Spizellomycetales; Powellomycetaceae.
CACGCUUAGCCUGGCCUUUUCCCCAUCUGAAACAAACUACGUAAGUACAACAGCUUGCCCGUCCUUAUUCCCCCGUCUGUUCCUUGUUCGACUAUCACAACUGCUACGGCGUUCUGCGAAACUCCCAUACGAAAUAUGUCCCGACGAGACUACCCACCCUCUUACUCGUCCCGCGACGAAGGCUAUGGCAACAACGGUUACGGCAACGGCAGCCAAGGCGGUCGCUACGCUCCACAGGACAACUCCAACUACGGAGAGAAGCCGGGCAGCUAUCGGUCCAACGGGGGCGGCGGCGGCUAUGAAGCGCCGAACAAAUGGGCAGCAGCAGCAUCCCGCCAAGAGUCCCACCAGGGCACCGGUUACAAAAACUACGACGACAGCCCCUACCGCUCCUGGGAGACCGUCAACGACGAACCCGAAGACUAUGACAACGAAGGCUGGCUGACCCGCAAGACCCAGAAAGUGCAGAACGACUCGCUCAUGAGCACCCGCCGCACCGUCGCGCGGAUAGCAGAGGCUGACACGCUCGCGCAGAGCAACAUGGCGAGGUUGGGGUCGCAGGAGGAGCAGCUGAUGAAAGUGAAUACGAGGAUGGAGAGUGCGGGGCAGUACGCGAAGGUCGCUGACGCAAAGACGGAUCAUUUGAAGUCGUUGAAUCGGAUGUUCUUCAUGCCCACGUUUGGGAGCAAGAAGGCGAAGAAGAGGGAGGAGAAGUACGCUGCUGCUGCCAGCGCGUAUGCCUCGUCUCCCGCCGCCGAGGAGGAGGAUGCCGCCCCCGAGCCCUCGAGGGGGUACGGCCGUUACGCCGACGAAAGCUACGGUCGCUCCAACAACGGGCAACGCUCCUACUCCACCCCGGCUAACAUCGAGCGCGACGCAACAGAGGAGGAGAUCGACUCCAACAUUGACCAGAUCUCAGCUGGAUUGGGACGGUUGAAGAUGAUGAGUCAGGCUAUGAACGAAUCGUUGGGCAAACAGACGGGGUUGAUCAACAAGAUUUCUGAGAGGACAGAUUAUACGAGGGAUCAUUUGCGGAAUACUACCAGGAAGAUUGAGAAUAUUAAGUAGGGUAGACUACACCCUGUAUAUAGCGGCCCAGGGAUUGGCGUAGGUAGAAGCUGUGGGCAGGUCUCUUUAUCUUUCCUCACUUUCAAUCAAGGAUUUUGUACAUUCCC